Molecule: messenger RNA, 723 nt
Organism: Aphis gossypii (cotton aphid)
Lineage: Eukaryota; Metazoa; Arthropoda; Insecta; Hemiptera; Aphididae
Exons: 2
Coding region: 1-651 (216 amino acids)
Source: RefSeq, a predicted model, not a curated record
AUGAACAAAUUAUCUAAUGCGAAAUUGGUGUUGGGAGACAGUGAGAAGUCUAAAAACGGAAAAGGAAUCGCACCUAAGAAAAUCAAUCGAAAAAUUGUUAAAAAACAAACGGACCUGAGUGGAAAAUUGUCGAUGGCUAUCGAAAACGCCCAUCCAGUGCCUGCAAAACCGAAAGUACAACAGAAAGCAUUACGUGCUACUAAAGAGACUGUUAAAAAAUCAACUACACAAUCGGCAGUGAAGAAGUUGCCCGUACAAAAAGCGUUGGCUGUAACUACCGAACUGAUCAAUCGUCAAAAAACUCCUCGGCCUAUCAAGAAGCGAUUGGUGACGAAGGAUCCAAAUUCUUCAGAUAAGACCGAGCCGAAGAGGGUGAAACUGAUAAAACGAGUUCCGAAAGCGAUUUCUACAAUGAAAACUGCAACAAACACCACUAUCGUGCAGAUGCCAAAAGUCUCUGCAGCGGCGUCACACCGGCUGGAAGGAACGAAUCCAACUACGGCAGCUAAGAAACAGCCGGUAAAGAGAGUCAAACGUGUUUUGAGGAAAAAACUCGGGUCGUCUUUGAAAGGGAAAAUCGCAGAACCCAAAGCCAUCGAUGCGAUGUCUAUUGAAAACGUAAUUCUCACUGAAAAACUACAAAACCACUAAUCAACCAUGAUAAAAAAUAAUAGUACCACAAAUUUUAAUUUUUAAAUAAAUAAAUCGUACGUUAUAUAAAAA